AUGAAUUUUGAUACUGCUGAUGAAGUCAACUUCUGGAGUAACCGUUCCUCGGAGCUGUACUCGGGGACACAGGGACCAUUAUCUGCAAAUAAUUCCAACUUGACCACAGCAAAUGGCACAGACAAUAACACAGACACGAAUCCGCUGGACCUUACCCGAGCCGUGUCCGUUGGUAUAGUUCUGGGCGCGUUCAUUCUGUUCGCAAUCGUGGGCAACAUACUCGUAAUACUUUCCGUUGUAUGCAACAGACACCUGCGCAUCCCAACAAACUAUUUCAUUAUCAACCUCGCCAUUGCGGACCUGUUGCUGGGUACAACGGUGCUGCCGGUGUCUGCAACAUUGGAGAUUCUUGACUACUGGGUAUUCGGGAGGAUAUUCUGUGACAUCUGGGCGGCAGUGGACGUGCUAUGUUGCACUGCUUCCAUUAUGAGCUUGUGCGUAAUAUCCAUAGACCGUUACAUAGGAGUGCGCUACCCACUGCAGUACCCCUGUAUAGUAACGGAGAAAAGAGCCCUUUUGGCCAUGCUCGGUGUUUGGGUUCUCGCUACUGUCAUUUCCAUUGGACCUCUGCUCGGGUGGAAACAACCACCCUCAAAUGACGACACCAUUUGCCCCAUCACCGAAGAGCCCUUUUACGCACUGUUCUCGUCAUUGGGUUCAUUUUACAUACCUCUGGCUGUCAUCCUUUGCAUGUACUGUCAGGUUUAUGUAGUUGCCAAACGGACCACUAAGAACUUAGAGGCGGGGGUCAUGAAAGAACACAUGGACUCGAAUGAGCUCACGCUCAGGAUCCACUGCAAAAACGCACAACUACAGGAAUACUGCGGCGCAGGCAAGGGCCAGACACGGAGCACGCUAACAGUCAAACUGCUCAAGUUCUCCCGAGAGAAGAAAGCUGCUAAAACGCUCGGUGUCGUGGUGGGCAUGUUUAUUCUCUGCUGGCUGCCAUUCUUCCUCGUGCUGCCCAUCGGUUCAUUCAACGCCAACCUGCGUCCCCCGGAGACGUUCUUUAAGGUGAUCUUCUGGCUAGGCUACUUCAACAGCUGCCUGAAUCCCAUCAUCUACCCCUGCUACAGCCGAGAGUUCAAACAGGCCUUCAUCCGCAUCCUCAAGUGCCGCUGCCAUCAGAAGAAAAAGCAGAAGGGCUGGAGGGCCUACUACAACUACCGUUCCUCUCACCUGGGCUCCACCAACAACUCCUACCUGAACGGGAGUCAGCAGACCCUGUCCUCUGUCAACCCCAGCCCUCGCUGUGUGAGCAAAGGAUCCGGCUCUCGCCUGGAGUCUGGGUGGGGCCAUGGCUCCCUGUCCCCCUGCCUGUCUCUGCCUGGGAGCCCCUUCACCAGCCAGAUGAGGGCCCUUCCUGGGGCUGUCCGCCAGAGCACCAGCAGAACUAUCAGAGUCAACCUGGCCUCCCCCCUGGCCAGGGAGCCAGUGCAUGCCAAUGGACAGAGUGGGAAUGGAAAGGUGGAGCAUGGGGCAAUCCGGGGAACACCUGAGACAAUAAUGUAAUGGCGGGUUGGAGCAUCAGUCAUAAGCCUGGACAAUGCCGUUUGAUAGUCUGUACAUAUGCAACGGUAGCCUUUACAUCUAGGUGCAUGUGGGUAUUUUAUACUGGAUGCUGAAAUAUGGACAAAGGCCUAACUACUGUAGCAGUCUGGAUUUAAAAUUUACGCAUCACACCAGAGGGUCAAUGGUCAAUGUGUCCGUAUUUAUUACUAAAAGUCUGAUUGCUUGUAGUUCCAUGUCCUCCAAAUGUCCUUUUAAAUAAUUAUUUGUAUUAUUAAAGGAUACUUUUAGACAGAACACUGAAGGCCUCUGCUACUGCACAAAACCUUUUCAGAAUAACAUCUGCAGCUCUGGCACAUACAACUUUUUAUUUUAAUCGUUUUGGUACUAUUUUCACAAUUAUGGUGUGAUUUUUCAAAACUCUUAGUACAAAACUCAAAAUGGGUAGCACUUGUAAUGCAACCUGUCUUAAUUCAAACCCUUUCAUUGUCCAUUUAUUUCAUUUGUAGACAUCUUUUACCACAUAACCGUUGAUCCACAAUAUAGGUUAACUCUGACAUAUAGUGAGUACAUUGAUUUAAUCAUCAAAACACAACAUAAUAAUAUCUUCUCAAUGUAGUUAUUUUAAAUAGCAGUUAAUCCACUAGCAAAACAUCUUAGACACUUGUUUCUAUCAUGUUUCAGGUAAGACCCAAAUGCAGACUGUGUUGUUGUAACAAUGUUUAGCACA
Molecule: messenger RNA, 2239 nt
Organism: Oncorhynchus tshawytscha (Chinook salmon)
Lineage: Eukaryota; Metazoa; Chordata; Actinopteri; Salmoniformes; Salmonidae
Gene: adra1ba
Product: adrenoceptor alpha 1Ba
Exons: 2
Coding region: 1-1512 (503 amino acids)
Biological process (GO): phospholipase C-activating G protein-coupled receptor signaling pathway; cell-cell signaling; regulation of cardiac muscle contraction
Cellular component (GO): membrane
Molecular function (GO): alpha1-adrenergic receptor activity
Source: RefSeq, a predicted model, not a curated record